Molecule: messenger RNA, 4261 nt
Organism: Folsomia candida
Lineage: Eukaryota; Metazoa; Arthropoda; Collembola; Entomobryomorpha; Isotomidae
Product: sodium/potassium-transporting ATPase subunit alpha-B
Exons: 26
Coding region: 567-3704 (1045 amino acids)
Biological process (GO): intracellular potassium ion homeostasis; intracellular sodium ion homeostasis; proton transmembrane transport
Cellular component (GO): membrane
Molecular function (GO): ATP binding; P-type sodium:potassium-exchanging transporter activity; ATP hydrolysis activity
Source: RefSeq, a predicted model, not a curated record
AUUGGUAAGCCCCUCCUCUUCCUAUCUCACAAUGCUAAUGGCACCAUUCGUCCCUCCAACUUUCGCCGCCACUGGUCAUAAUGUCUGAAUAAUAUGAAAAUUACCAAAUGACAAAUGACGCGAAUGUUACAACCUAUAAAGAGUCUUUAUUAAAGACAUGUGUACUUAUAUAUGUUUCAUACAUAAUGUAUGGUGUAUUUAUGUUUGUGUGAAGUGUAUAAUAAAUAAAUUAUAGCAUUGUAUAAGCUCACCUCCUUCGUGAUCACCUAUCCCCCAGAUGGACAUUUAAAAUCAUUAUUUCUACCAUUAUGAUAAAAGUUUGGCAUUGUAAACCUUGAACUGGUAUAUGCAUGAUGACGACGGACAGUAAUUAGCCGAUCACUAUUACCUGAUUGAGUCAGACUCGACUCGAAUAAUCUCACUCCAAGUUUAAGAAAUGACCAACCCCUCAGAAGUGCAUAAUACACUUUGCGUGCCCGUGGAAAAGAUCAUUACUAUCCAACGUUUCAAGUAGUACGGCAGUAGCAGAUGAUGUCCAACUGCGAAUUUCUGGAAAGAACUGCACAAUGACAAAGUCUAAAAGUUUUAAUGUUCAACAACAGAAUGACCAAAACAACGCUAACGGCAGGAAUGGAUUUGAUAACCCAACUUUUAGGAACGAUUUAGAGUUACAAGAAGUCCAUCAUAAGAAAAAUGGAAUUGAGGAAAAUGAUCCCACAAAACCUAGUAAUGAUCCAUCACAAGGAUAUGACACUGAUGAUCAUAAAGUUCCACUUGACAUUCUCCUUAAACGUUAUGGAACAAAUGUUACCAGAGGGUUAAGUGACAGCCAAGUUGUAGCAAAUCGAGAGACGCAUGGAAGAAAUGAGUUGACCCCACCACCAAAACCAUCCCAGGUUUGGAAAUUCAUUAAAGCUGUGUGGGGUGGUCUGAAUUUUCUUCUCUGGUGUUGCUGCUUUCUUUCCUUCCUCUCUUUUGGGGCUCAAUAUCUCCUUCCUGGGGAUGUGGUUUGGGACAAUUUUUUUUUGGGUUGCUCAUUGAUAGUUGUGGUUCACGUCUCUGGGUCCUUCUCUUUUUACCAAGAGUUUAAAUCAGAUCGGAUAAUGGAAUCCUUUAAGAACAUGGUUCCACGUGCUGCUUAUGUACAUAGAAAUGGGAGACGAAUAGAAAUAGCAGUGAGCCAGCUAGUUGUGGGUGAUAUUGUUGAGGUGAAGUUUGGAGACUUGAUCCCAGCAGACAUAAGAAUUCUAGAGUGUCAGGAUUUUAAAGUUGAUAACUCUAGCUUAACCGGUGAAUCGGAACCGUGUAAAAGAUCCCCAGAAUGUACAAGCGAAAACGUGAUGGAGACAAAGAACAUGGCUUUCUUCUCAACAAAUGCAUUGGAGGGGGUGGCUAAGGCAGUAGUGGUUAGGGUCGGAGUGAACACCCUGAUGGGAAGACUAGCGUCCCUGGCCUCCACAGUUGACCAUGGCCUUAGUCCUAUUGGGAUUGAGAUGGAUAGAUUCAUUAUGAUUAUGACAAUUCGAUCGUUAGUUUUUGGAGGAUUCUUUUUUGUCCUUGGUCUCGUCAUGCAUUACAAUUGGACAGACGCAGUCUUUUUUGUGAUCGGAAUCGUUGUAGCCAAUGUUCCUGAAGGAUUGGCGGUCACUUUCACCAUGGUCUUGUCUGUAACGGCGAAAAGGAUGGCAAAGAAAAAUUGUCUAGUAAAGCAUUUGCAUGCUGUUGAGGGGUUGGGCUCCACAUCUGUGAUAUGUUCUGAUAAGACAGGGACUUUAACGCAAAACAAAAUGUCAGUGGCCCACAUGUGGUUCAAUAAUGAAAUAGCUGAAGCCGACACUUCAGAAUUUUAUUCUGGACAAAGCUUUGAUAAUGAUGACCCCGGAUUCAAGGCUUUAUCAACUGUAGCAUGUCUUUGUUCACGAGCAAAUUUUAAACCAGGACAAGAAAAUAUUCCAAUAAUUAAACGAAUUGUUGAAGGAGAUGCUUCAGAAACUGCCAUUCUAAAGUGCAUGGAAAACCAAAUUGGAAAUGUUGUUAAAUAUCGUGAAAAGCAUCCAAAACUUUGCGAAAUUCCAUUCAAUUCUUCCAAUAAGUUUCAAGUAUCUAUUCAUGACAUGAGAGACCCCAACGAUCCUCGCCAGCUUCUCGUUAUGAAGGGAGCUCCUGAACGGAUCAUUAGUCUCUGCACUAAAAUUUUAGUACAAGAUCGUGAAUAUGAUAUAGAUGAUGAAUGGCGAGAAGCGUUUAACCUAGUGUAUCAUACGCUUGGAUCAUAUGGCGAAAGAGUUUUAGGGUUUUGUGACUGUCGGCUUCCACUUGAUCGUUUUCCAAUUGGUUAUGAAUUUGAUCCAGACAACAUGGAGUUUUUGGAUGUCGGGUUUCGUUUCGUUGGUCUCAUCUCAUUGAUUGAUCCUCCAAAAGCUGCUGUUCCGGAUGCUGUGGCAAGGUGCCGUUCUGCUGGAAUAAAAGUCGUUAUGGUGACUGGAGAUCAUCCUGUCACUGCUACUGCAAUUGCAAGAUCAGUUGGAAUUAUUUCGGACGGAAACGAGACCAUUGAAGAGAUGGCACUUCGUCGGGGAUGCAGUGUUGAAGAUAUUGACCCAAGACAAGUGAACGCGGCUGUUAUUUCUGGAGCAGAACUCAAACUCCUCACCCCAGACCAAUUACGCAAUGUUCUUACAAAUCAUGAGGAAAUUGUUUUUGCGAGAACGUCGCCAGAACAGAAAUACACCAUUGUGGAGGCUUUUCAAGACUUGGGUUGUGUCGUUGCAGCAACAGGGGAUGGUGUUAACGAUUCCCCUGCUUUAAAGAAAGCAGAUAUUGGCGUAGCGAUGGGAAUCAGUGGUUCAGAAGUUAGCAAGGAGACGGCAGAUAUGAUCUUGAUGGACGACAAUUUUGCAACCAUUGCUACUGGGGUUGAAGAGGGACGAUUGAUUUUUGAUAAUUUAAAAAAAUUAAUGCAAUAUAACUUGGCGGAUAACAUUGCUGAAAUGUAUUCGGUUAUGACGUUCAUGUGUCUAGGGACCCCUCUUCCCAUGGGGACAAUUGCCAUGUUGCUUAGUGUCUGUGUAACUGAUUGUCUUCCGGCUAUUAGUCUUGCUCAAGAGACCGCUGAAGCUGACAUUAUGAAAUUGAAACCAAGAAACCCACAAACUGAAAAAUUAGUAACUCCACAACUGCUCAGGUACACAUAUUUGCAGACGUCAGUUAUCGAAUUGGCUUCGGGAUGGUUUUCCUGGAUAGUAAUGUACUGGGCUCACGGAUGGGGCCCGCUGCGAAUGUGGUGGAUCAAUAGAAAGUGGGAUAGCAAAUCAAUCAACGACUUGGAGGACUCCUACGGUCAAGAAUGGUCAUGGGACGCUCGACAAGAUUUAGAGCUUGCAGGACAAACUGCAUUUUUUAUUAGCAUUGUCAUUACCCAAGUUGGCAAUGUCAUUAUUUGCAAAACGAGAAGAAUGAGUUUUUUCCAAAAAGGAAUGAAAAACUGGCGUAUGAAUUUUGGAAUAUUGGUUGAGCUCAGUCUCGCUAUAUUUUUAACAAGCACACCAUAUCUAAACAAUGCCUUAAAGUUUUAUGGAAUCCGACCGGAAUUUUGGGCACCACCAAUCCCUUUUGCAAUCUAUCUAAUAUUUUACGACGAAAUAAGAAAAUUAAUCAUCCGUUGUUCAGCCGGAGGGUUUUACGCUAAGGAACUUACAACCUAAGGAAAUAUACUUGUUUAGAGAUAAUAUGUGUGCAUUGUCUUCUGUUGAUAUUUCAGUAGUACUACAUAUAUUUAUUAAAUUUGUAAUUUUAACUUUCUGUGACUUGGGGGAAUCAUGAACUUGUACGCAUACAUACAUACUCAAUCAACUGUCGAAUUUGAUCAAACGAUUAAAAUUUUUAAUAUUACACUAAGGCUAUCAACAAAAUAUAAUUGACAAGUGAACGUUCAUGAAAUACGCAAAUUGGCGAUUUUUUACGUGGGUCACCCGUUCACCGGUAACACAACAACCAUCCCUCCCUCUCCCCUGCGUAUAUUUUAUGAAUGUUCCCCAAGGAUCGUACCAAAAGGUAACAUUGAGGUUCUCAAGCAGAGCUCGGCGUCCCGGGUGGAAAUAGUAUGUAAUAAAUUAAUGUCGUGGUUUUUUCUCGCCUUCCGCCAGAAUCUGUCUUAAAUACUUACGAGGGUGCUUUUGGUUUGACAGUGAGUGAUUUUGAUCACAUUCUGAUAUCCUGUAUCAUAUGCGAGUGCAAAUAAACUCCGAAUUUUAAACAUUCC